AUGUCGUUUGUGUCAGACGUCGGCGCUGAAAAGUUAACACUGAUGAAAAAACUUAAAAACCUAAUAAAGACAUUUAUAGAUGUAUCAGAAAUGAAAAAAUCGUCGCAUAAAACGAAUACCAUGGAAAAUCUAACCAGUAUCUACGACAUCACCGUUAUGGAUUUGUAUAGUAAAGAUGUUCAUCUAAGUAAAUACAAGUAAGCGUGUCCCUUGGAAAUAUAUAGGUAUAUACUUAUACGCAAUGUCGUUUUGUCCGCAUAAUAAUUGAUUUUCGAUUAAAAGACAAUUAAUAAUUUAAAUUUUCACCUUCAUGUGAACAAUGAAUACAUUGUUUUCAUCAAAUUGUGUUUAAAAUAAUUGAUUUAAACUACAUAAAAUACGGUUAUUUUUAAAAAAUGCUUAAAAAUUAAAAUUCUUCAUGAAUACAGAAUUUAUUUAUAAAAUAAAUGAUUGCUUUAAAAAAUCAUUUUUCAGAUUCUGAGAUGGAUGUAUUAAAAUGAUUUAAAAUGGUUUUACAAUGAUAUUUAUUUAAUUUUUUUUCUGCGUACAACUUUUCUAUCAGCAAUUUUGCUUCGAUUUAAAAUGAUAGCACUUUUUUUGAAAGGAAAUCGGACUGGAGAGAUACUUUAGGGACGCCAUUUUUUGAUUUUUCCAGUCAUUUUCCGAACAAAUGGGAAAACUCGGAAAAACGGAAGAAUAACGGGAAAAUGUAUGGUAAAAUAUUAUGGUCUUUUAUUACUAUGGACAACUUUACAACCAUUAAUUUUGCUCCGAUUUACAAUGACAGCGGUUUUUCUAAAAGAAAAUCUGACAAGGGAAGUAUUUUAGGGAAGUCAUUUUUUGACUUUCCCAGAAGUUUUCCCAACAAGUGGGAAAAACCGAGAAAAAAGAGAAAAUAGGUACAAUAUUAAAAAAAAAAUACUUUGCAUGAUAGAUGGACUACUGUAGAUGAAAACUUGGGAAGGUAGGAUAUCGAGGGGAAUUUAAUGUAUAUCUAUAAGCAAAAAUAAAUCAUUGCUAACGAAAAACAAUUCGGAGUGGAGCCGGUUAAUAGUAUUGUUUUUUCAACAAUAUAUAUUUUAUGUAAUAUUAUCUAUAUAUAAAAAUGAAUCCAUAUUUCUCUUGGUCAUCGCAUCACGCGAGAACGGCUUAAUCGAUUUUAACGCAAUUUUUUGCAAAAUGUUCCGUAUCCUGAGAAGGUUUAAAGCUAUUAAAAUUCAUCCCCUAUUUUUUGGGGGGUUUGUUCAUAGCAAUUAGUUCACCGUAGUUUGGUUCUUCAAAACUGGAUUUUAAGAAUAUAUAAUUUCGGUCUCUAAUUAUGAUAAUCGAAUUAUUAAUUUUGCAUAAAUAUAAAUUGUCGGCAAAUACAUACAUAAAUGUAAAAAAGUAACGCCGUAUCAUCUGCAAGUGACGACUAUAAUACAGUACACGCGCUCUCCCACUGCCGAGCUCCACUCCUACUUCUCGGUAGGUUAGGUUAGGCAUAAUUUCUUUUGAAAUCUCCUCCCCCCCGAAAUUCAAUGUUAAGAUAUUUUUAGUAUUAUAAUAGGGUGACCAUAUUUAAAAAAAUAAAAUACAGGACAAAAAUAUUAUCCAUAAUAUUUUUAAAUUAAUAAGUAUUUAUUAUAUUUUUUUUUUGUUGUUUAAACUAUUAAACGUUAAAAUUAAACACAUAAAAACAUUAUUUUGAAAAACAUAAAAUAAUAUAUAAUUAAAUUAAAUUNUACUUUACUUUUUAAAAAAAACUUGUUAAUUCAUUUUGAUGGCGAUUGUUCUGACAUUUCUUCACUAAUUGAUGUUUCAUAUUUUUCUGAAGAACUAAUUAAGUUUAACAAUUUGGGAUGUUCUAAAAGAAAUUUAUGAAAUUCAAUACACGACGUAUCUUUAAAAUGUUGUUUUACGAUAAACAUUGAUCUAAUGGUGUCCACAAGAAAUCGAUUUUUUUUUAUGUGUCCAUAAGACGUUUGCAAUUGAAAAUACCGAUUUAUAUAUAGUACAUAAAACCUUUCCAAUUUCAUUACUAUCUCUUAAAAAUGGAAAUUAAUUUUUUUAACUUGCAAGUAAAUGCACACCUUCGCUUAGGCAUUUUAAUUGAUUACUUUCAUAAAAAUUUACAAUAUUGUAUAUUACGAUUAACAACAAGUCGACGACACUCAAGAGUCAACGAUUGUUGGAACAUUACUAAUGAAAUAAAAACAUUUCAAAAUAUGUUUGAUUAUCGAUGACAUAAUGCUUGUCCACGACAUGGGGCUAUUAUUUGGUUAUUAUUAAUAUAUUUUUAUUUUACAAUACGCUCACAUUUGAUAACGAUCUGGUUUACGUCGCCGACAACAAUGUGAUGCAACAAUAAUAAUGGUAAAUCAAAAAUCCAAAAAUACAAUUGAAAAGUAUAGAUUCUUUUAUUAUUCUAUUCAAUAAUGUCAUUUCAAAAAUUUCAAAAAUUAUAAAUUAACAGUAAGACAAAAAACGGGAUUACCAUGGGACAGAUUUGAAAUUAUAGGACAAAAAGCGUCCUGAGAGAAGUUUGAUAGGACAACAGGACACAAAGCCGAAAUAAAUGACUAAAUCAGAUAUAAAUUAUCUUUCGACCAGAAAUCUUCUUGCCCGGUUCAUAUUACUUCACUUAUACCAAAAACAUCAAAUUUGAGCCUUUCCAUUUCUAGUUUAACAUUUCUUAGUUUACCGUAUGCUCCCAACGAUUCCAUGUCGCUAUUCUUAUCUUCCUUACUUUUGAAGAAUCCAGAAUUUGUAUUGGCCGUUUCCGCCCGGAGAUCCAAACGGGGGACUUUGUUACCUCUGAAAUUCUUUACCUCAAUAAACAUUUUAUUAGUAUCGUCCGAUAAUUGAAUGCAGUAGUUUCCUCUUGUUUUCUGUAUCGCAGUUGAUGAGUUAUUUUUGUAAGUUAUCCCCGUGGCUGCAGCCAUCAACAAGCCUUUCCAUUACCGUUAGAUCAUCUACGGAAAUCGCCAAUAGCGAUGUGACAGUAUGGCGCUUAUAUAAUAGAUAAUAUAUUAUCAAUUAUAUUCUUAUUAUCUAAUAAUAUUAUGACAUUAUUGUACAAUGUUCAUGAAGCUUUUUGUUUUAUUCGAUUAAAAAUAAUCAUGGAGACUUGACAUUUUCACAAAAUACUUAUAUUAGCUUAUCUCUCCUCUGAUUUUAAGUGGUUUUUUGAGUAUUCAAUGCUAAAUAGUUAAAUUCACAGUGAAAAUAGAUAUUUUUAUAUUCUUGUACUAUUAUUAUAGUUUGUAUUUCUCACUAACGAUUGAAAAGUGAAUCGGCCGAAAAGGAAAGGGUAUGAUUUUGAUUAAAAACGGUUAUGCCCAACUAUAAAUAUUAUAACAUUACCAAGAAUUGAUUUUCAUUUAUCAUUAUCAUUUAUUGAUUUCAGAGGAAAAGUAUUGCUCAUUGUAAAUUACGCGGAAACAACCUAUUUAGCUCAUGAUAACGUGGAAAAUCUAUCGAGACUGGCCUUAAAGUAUGGAUACCUAGGGUUUCAAGUGCUGAUGUUCCCCAGCAACACUUUCUAUGAUGUGAGACGGUUUAUAUUACAGAAUACAAACGAUGCUUUAUAACACGUACGACGGCCGUUUAUCGGUUAUGACUAGAGUGCGGAUUUAAAUGCUCUAAAAACAAGAAAAAUGCCUUAAAAAAGAUAUAAAAACUAUUUUAAACGUUGAAAAAAACUUGUUUUUAUUAGGUACAUCAAUUUACUAAACACAGCAGUACCAAUAGUGCAAUACGGCUACAUUAUAACUCGAUAAAUAGCAUAUGGUUUUCUUUAUUAUUGCAGCUGGCAUUGUAUUUAUCUGGUACAAUCGGUAAAUCUAUAAAACAUUUUAAAAAUAGAAAUUAAUUUUUUUUCUUAUAGGGGAUAAAUUGUAUCAAAUUUCCUGAUAACACUAUGAAGUUUGUAAAAAUAAGAAAAAAAUGUCUUAAAAACCUUAAAAUAUAUUUAAAAUGUCAAAAAAUGCAAAAUAAUAGUUUCAUAUUUAAAUUAUUUGAUAUAUAAAAUAUAUGUGCUUGGAAAUCAUUGCUUUAGGACAUUAAGAAAAAAAUGCAAUUUGCAUUAUAAUCUGCACCUUAGUUAUGACUAUAGAAAAUUCAUGUUUGUAGUAACAUAUUUUGUUUAUCAUAUAUUAGAAAAUAUAAAUAAGUGACACGGUGAAUUUGUUGGCAAUGACUAAAAUGAAAUGACUACGGGAAAGCGAUCAUGAUUUUUAUUAUAACGUUAUAAUACAUUAACAUUAAUCAUUAACCAAACAAUUUUACGCUCCGAAAUGUUAUACGAUAUUAGUCAUUGUCAUUAUCGAUAAUGGUCACAUGUUAUGGUCGCAAUACAAUAAAUUUCAAUAUUCAUUUCUAAAUGUCAUAAUAUGAUUUUUCAAUCGGUACCUCAAGUACUUGAUUUUAUUGAAAACGUAUUUGAUCAGCGUGAAUGCCAAAUAGGUACAUACGUAAUGUUUUUUCCGUCUAGUAAUUAAUACGUUAAUAUAUUUUUAUGCAGAAUUUCGGAGGAAAUAAUGCUGGUAUUAGAUUAAAAAGAGAGCAUCCUGAAUUCGAUGUAUUUUCUCAAGUUAAUGUUAAUGGUUAUCAUACACAUUUGCUAUAUAAAUAUCUCAAGAAUAAAUUGCCUGGCAGAGUUUGGAAAUCGGAGUAAGUUAUCUAAAAUUCUUAGGUAGCUUUGUGAAUAUUUCAUUAAAUAACAUGUGCAUUUAAUUCAUUUUAGAGAUAUUACAACUAGUUUCUUUAAAUUUUUGAUAGACAGGAAUGGGAAGCCCUAUCAACGUUUCAACUCACUUGAACUAUUUGAGGUAACUAAUAUAAUUAAUUAAAAUUAAAUUAUUUGUAAAUAUAUAUAUUUUUAGAUUCUGAGUGGAGCGAAGAAGCUUAUGGUUUUACAAAGAUGUUUACUUUUUUCUUUUAUCCGUACGCAACUUUUCUACCAGAAAUCUUUCUCCGAUUUACAAUGAUAUUACUUUUUCUGGAAGGAAAUUUGACUAGGGAGGUAUUUUAGGGAGGUCAUUUUUUGAUUUUCUCAGGAGUUUUCUCAAUACAUUGGAAGACCCUGAAAAAACGGGAAAACGGGAAAAUAGGUACAAUAUUAAACAAAUAUUAAUAAAGAAAAUAUAUAAUGCUUAUGUAAUUAUUUCACCAUAACAUGACAUAUUAUAUAUUGUUGACAAAGCAACAUUAUCAACUGAACUCCGUUUAGAAUCGUUCUUUCGUUAGCAAUGGUUUAUCGUUACUUACAGAUAUCCAUUAAAUUCCCGUCUGUAUCCAGCUUUCCAACUUCCCACCUACAAUAGUAGCUGCGCCCACGUGCAAAGUAUUUUUGUUUUUUUAUUUUAUUUUAGCAGCCCAUAGUCUGGUUGGCAACAACUAUCCAGUCUUCUUACGCUCCUGCCUUUAUUUUUAGCAUAUAAUAUAAUGUGCAUUAUAGGGAUAAUGUAGCUUAAGGGGCAUAUUAUUCUACUGUUUUUUCUUUUAACUAUUCCCUCAAUUAUUAUUGUUAGAAAGUAUUUGUGUUGGAGUACCUGUCUUCUCAUCCUGGCUCGGCUACUUUGUAAUGUUUUAUAGUACCUAAGCAUCUUGUUUCUCCAGCUUUUAGUAAAACUUCCUCGUUGCUUAUAAUAUGUUCUAUCUAACUCAUAUUUAAUAUUCAUCUACAGCACCAUAUUUCAAACACAAAUAUACUUCUUUCUUUUAUCUUUCCUAUUGUCCACGUUUCGCUUCCGUAUUGUAAAACGAUUCCAGAGAAAAGUUUUUAUUAGAUUUUCUAAACUUUUAGAUCAAUAUGUAUGUAUGAAAUACAGCUUUUCUUUUUAUAUAAUGCACAUUUGACCCGUCCAAUCCUGUUUUUAUUUCAGGCGUCGUUCAUAACCGCACACUUUUCAUAAGUCAUUUCCGCAUUUUUUAUUUUAUUUUUUUAUUGUUUAUUAUUAGGUAUUCUUAACCGUGCACUUUUGAUUAACAUUAAAAUUCGGCUGUCAUAUGAGUAAUAACACAUACAUUUAUCUAAAAUCAGAUUAUCGUUUACAGCCACACUACAGAAUCAAAAUCGCUAAUUUAUAAAAAUUAAACUUUCGAGGUGGUUUGUGUUUAUCAGUAGCUUAAAAAAAUAUUUUCAUAAUAAAAUAGUCACUAUUACCACUCCGAAAAUUGUUUUAAUAGAACUUUGAACUUGCACUUUUUUCUUAUUGAAAUCAUAUCAUUUAUAAGUACCAACAUUUUAAUUAAUACAAAUAAUAAUAAUAUUUUAAAUACUAAAAUAUUAAGUAAAAUUAGUUAUUAAUUAACAAUUAAUAACCAACAUUAUAAUGGUAUUUUAGCUAUAUUUAAAGUUAUGGAAUAUUUAUAUAUUAUAUUUUACCUGCGCAACCAAUUAUGAUAAACAAUUCGAUGACGAAACAGGCGGAUAUGUAAACAAUAGACAAAAUAUGUACGGUAUUCAACGACGUAAAAUAUGCUUUAUUAAUAAAAAAAUGUUUGCGGAAUUGAAUUGACGACCUUUUUAUGAGAGUUUGUGGUUAUUCUCAUGAGUCAUAAUGUAAUAUUUUCAUUUACAUUUUCUUCUUUGUACCUGGAGUUUCUCCAAGUAAUUUGUCCAACUUUUGGCUACUUCCUGAACGUAAACAAUUUUUCUGUUCAUUCUUUAAUACUGUGUACGUAUUGAGGUUUCUUUUAUUGAAAAUAAAUAUGAUUUUCACCAUACUGUAUACUUUAACCAUCACUUCUUUAGAUGUUCAUUUAUAUCAUUCCAUACUUUAAUGAUUAUAUAUUAAUUUUUAAUAAGUACGAUAGUCAUUGUCAUUUCGUAGCACUGUAAUAGUUCAACAACUUGAAAUCGUUUAUUUGUAAUUAAUAACAAAUGAAUACGUGACGAUUUAUUUAUUAAUAUUACAUAUUUCCAUCCUAAUUUCUUAAAAUAAAAAUUUAAAAAAUAUAGUUUGCCAACAAUUGUUUACAUAAACUUAAACCUAUCCGAAUAAUAAUUAGAUAAGUCUAAUUAAAUCCGUCAUAUUAUUCCGAUGAAUGAUUGAAUGUACUAUAGAUAAAUAAUAAUUAAUUGUUUUGAUUUUUAUUGUUAAAGAGCAUAGAAGAAGCGAUGAAGGAAGUUUUGAUUAAGGAUUUCAGAUUUAAACUAUAA
Cinara cedri is the source of this 7147-nucleotide messenger RNA. The record is from the annotation of a GenBank genome assembly. Lineage: Eukaryota; Metazoa; Arthropoda; Insecta; Hemiptera; Aphididae.